Messenger RNA from Eubalaena glacialis (North Atlantic right whale), 3742 nucleotides. It is a transcript of the gene CCP110, whose product is annotated as centriolar coiled-coil protein 110. Gene Ontology annotation, cellular component: centriole. The transcript is spliced from 16 exons. The record is from RefSeq and is a predicted model, not a curated record. The coding region runs from base 354 to 3395 and encodes 1013 amino acids. NCBI's taxonomy places the organism in Eukaryota, Metazoa, Chordata, Mammalia, Artiodactyla, Balaenidae. Gene Ontology annotation, biological process: centriole replication; centrosome duplication; regulation of cytokinesis.
CGGCGGCGGCAGCGGCGGCGGCGGCGGUUGCCAGGAGCCCGCGUUGCCGCCUGAGCACCGUAAUAUGGCGGGGAGGAGGAGGAGGAGGCGGCGGUGGAUGGCGCUGCUCUCAGUCAGUACCAAUUGAGCAGUUUGUUUCCUGCCAAGGCCCGGAGCGAGGGGAGGAAAGCUGCCGCGGCCGUGGGAGAGCAGUGCCUGCUGUGUACAGACACUGUCCUAUGUAAUGGGGAUUCAGUGGUGAGCAAGACUGAGAAGGUACCUGUGCUUAUGGAGCUUACAUUUUGGUGGAGGAAGAAAGACAAAAACCAAGGAAAUAAACAAGAUAAUUUCAGAUAGUGUGUGAUUGUGGGAAGAUGGAAGAGUAUGAGAAGUUCUGUGAGAAAAUUCUUGCCAGAAUCCAAGAAGCAUCACUAUCCACAGAGAGCUUUCUACCUGUCCAGUCUGAAAGCAUCUCACUUAUUCGUUUCCAUGGAGUGGCUGUGCUUUCUCCACUGCUUAAUAUUGAGAAAAGAAAGGAAAUGCAACAAGAAAAGCAGAAAGCACUUGAUGUAGAAGCAAGAAAGCAGGUUAACAGGAAGAGAGCUUUACUGACACGUGUCCAGGAGAUUCUUGAAAAUGUUCAGGUUAGAAAAGCACCUAAUGCCUGUGAUUUUGAUCAGUGGGAGACUGAAACAGUUUACUCUAAUUCAGAAGUCAGAAACUUGAAUGUUCCUGCUACACUUCCAAAUAUCUUGCCAAACCCUACUGAACACUCUACUUUAGCAAAGUUUGAAAAGAUAACUGGAAUUUUGCCACUGAAUACUGAGGACCAAUUUAAAUCUAAUGGGAUAGACUUAGCUAGGGACUCAGAAGAAUUCAGUUAUCUGAAGCAAUGUGAUAGUUCAAGUAUUAGCCACGCAGAAAACGAAGCUUCUCUAAAGACCUCCUCAACAGCUGCACAAGAGCCACUUAUUUCUGGUGGUCUCUUUCCAACAAAUGAAGAACAAGAUCCAUCACUUUUGGAGGAAGUUACUCCCGAUCCCUACAUAAUGAGUCUUCAGAAGCUGAUGAAAAAGUCAAAGGAAUAUAUAGAAAGAGAGCAGUCUAGACACAGUCUGAGAAGUAGUGCAAAGAGGAGUGUUAAUGAGAGUUAUUCAGACAAAGAAAAUGAUGCUGUUAAAGUGACUGACUGUGAAAAGGAGAAGGCCCAGUUGAUGGGCAAGCACUGUGGUUCAGUUAUUCCUGACAAACCAAGCCUUAAUAAAUCAAAUGUUCUUCUCCAAGGUGCUUCCACUCAAGCAAGCAGCGUGAAUACAUCCAUUUUAGGUAGCUUUUCUAAAGUGGACAUACCUAUACCAACUGGCCAUUCCACUGUUUUAGAGCCUGAUUCUGAUUUUAAAGGCAUUCCCACUUUUGUUACUGAAAAUAAUGUUAUCAAAAGUCUUACUGGUUCAUAUGCCAAAUUACCUAGCCCAGAGCCAAGCCUAAGUCCUAAAAUGCAUCGAAGGUGUUCUAGGCCAUCAUCAGCAUGUCAUAUACUUAUAAAUAACCCAAUAAAUGCUUGUGAAUUAAGUCCUAAAGGUAAAGAACAGGCAGUAGACUUAGUUGUUCAAGAAACUGAUGAAAAAACAAAUGUACCUGAAACUGUGCCAGAGUUACCAAUUGAUUUAGCAGGAGUUUGUUCAAGCAAGGUUUAUGUCAGUAAAAAUACAUCUGAAGCCAUACAGGAAAUGGUUUUAGGUAAAUCAAAUCAGGUAUGUCAAUCUUCAGGAAGUCAAUUAGAAAAUAAAGUUAUUCAUGGACUUGCUAUCAUGGAAGGUCAGUUAACAUCUGAUGGGAGAGGACCACACAAAAUGGACAGUACAUGUACUGCAGUGGAAAGAUUGCAUGAGCCAUAUGCCACCAGUCAAUGUAUAGUGAGUCAAAACUUUGGAACUGUGAGUGGACUCAAGUCAGCCAAUGUGUUAGAGAAAAACUCCUGCAAUUUCCAAAUGGGACUGAAUAAGUCUUAUGACGUAAAAAACCCAUCUCCUUUACUGAUGCAAAACCAGAAUACCAGACAGCAUAUGGACACCCCUACAGCGUCCUGUGGAAAUGAACAAUUUUUGGAUAACAGUUUUGAGAAAGUUAAACGGAGACUUGAUUUAGAUAUUGAUAAUUUGCAAAAGGAAAACUGGCCUUAUGUCGUAACAACUGGAAUAGCUGAACAGGAAAGGCAACAUUUGCCAGAAAAAAGAUACUCUAAGGGGUCUGUCUACAUCAACAAGAAUAAAAUAUUAGAAAGUAGUUCCAAAGAAGGCGAGGAGAUAUUAAAAAGCAAGAUGUUAGCUUUCGAAGAAAUGCGGAAGAGACUAGAAGAGCAGCACGCCCAGCAGUUAUCGCUACUCAUAGCUGAGCAGGAAAGGGAACAGGAGAGACUGCAAAAGGAAAUAGAAGAACGGGAGAAAAUGUUAAAGGAGAAGAAGGUGAUUACAGCGGAAGCCUCUGAAUUGGACAUUAGCAAUGCUGUGGACUUAGAAUGGAGAAAGAUAAGUGACUCUGGUUUACUAGAAACAAUGCUGUCUCAAGUGGACUCACUCCAUACUUCAAAUUCAAAUAGUUCUGGUUUCACAAGUUCUGCCCUACAACACAGCUUUGGUUCUGCAAAUGAAGUACCAUUCUACCUCUGGGGAUCAUCAGCUAGUGGCUUGACCAAACUCUCAGUAACAAGGCCUUUUGGAAGGGCCAAAACUAAAUGGUCUCAGGUUUUCAGUCCAGAAGUACAAGCAAAAUUUAACAAAGUAACUGCAGUAGCGAAAGGAUUUCUUACUCGUAGGCUCAUGCAGACAGAUAAGCUGAAACAACUUCGACAAACUGUAAAAGAUACUAUGGAAUUCAUAAGAAGUUUUCAGUUGGAAGCACCAUUAAAGAGAGGUGUUGUUUCAGCACAAGAUGCUUCUCUUCAGGAAAGAGUGUUAGCUCAGUUGCGAGCUGCCCUGUAUGGUAUUCAUGACAUAUUCUUUGUAAUGGAUGCAGCUGAAAGAAUGUCUAUUCUACAUCAUGAUCGAGAAGUUCGCAAAGAGAAAAUGCUCAGGCAAAUGGAUAAAAUGAAAAGUCCACGAGUGGCUCUUUCAGCUGCAACACAGAAGUCUCUUGAUAGGAAGAAGUACAUGAAAGGUGCAGAAAUGGGAAUGCCAAAUAAGAAAUUUCUGGUUAAGCAAAAUCCUUCUGAAACAAGAGUCCUUCAGCCAAAUCAAGGACAGAAUGCACCUGUUCAUAGGCUACUGAGUAGACAAGGAACCCCUAAGACAUCAGUGAAGGGGGUUGUGCAAAAUAGACAGAAGUCUUCACAGAGCAGAGUGCCUAACAGAGCGCCUGUUUCAGGAGUAUAUGCAGGAAAAAUCCAAAGAAAGCGGCCAAAUGUUGCGACAACUUAAGAAGACAACAUUCAUUAGGAUAAAAAAGGGGGGAAGGGUUAGGAUCCAUAUUAUUUUCCCUGCUCACGACUUUUUAUUUAACUCGGGACUCUGUUUACACGGGCAAAGUGAUGUCAAAGGGCUGAAAAAUCAUCUGGAUAUUUUGGUCAGUCUGGCUAAUCCCAUCCCCCCCACCGAAUUUUCCUCUUAAUAUCAGUUUCGGGUGAAGACAAAUUAGUGUUUAGUAAUUGGCUCAUUUCUGUCCUUAACCUGCACAAGCAUAAGUUUGUUUUAUUACUCAGGUGUCUGCCGAGAACCUUUUUGUAAACUUAAAGGACAUUUGCGUUUAUUUCUAUAAAAUAUUGAAA